Messenger RNA from Aspergillus campestris IBT 28561, 705 nucleotides. RefSeq lists its product as uncharacterized. The transcript has a single exon. The record is from RefSeq and is a predicted model, not a curated record. The coding region runs from base 41 to 430 and encodes 129 amino acids. Lineage: Eukaryota; Fungi; Ascomycota; Eurotiomycetes; Eurotiales; Aspergillaceae.
UUUCUCGACAGUAAGGAGGUCUCCUGCAGUUCUUCUACAUAUGAGUAUUCAUAAUACUUCAUCUCUCUCUCUCUCUCUCUCUCUCUCCACUACAUCUACAACUACAACACACUUGAAUGAUCAAGUCAACCAAUCACCCCAGUUGAUUGACAGCCUGGGGUCUCCAGGUAUUAACCAGGUAAUCCAAACAACUAAAACCACAUCGUCAUCUUGUCAUUCUCUCUCAUCAACAACUCAAUCACUCUCACCGACUUCUUCCUCCUCCCCUCCUCCUUCCUUCCAUUGGUUCAUCCUUUAUAUAAUUUUAGUCCUGUCUCAUCCAUUCUAUUUACUCUUUUUUCUCUCUCUUUUCCGUUUCCCCUUCUCUCUCUCUCUCUCUCUCGCUUCUUGUUGGGGGUUGUUUGACUCUCUCACUCUCUAUAGCACAUAAGGUUGAGUCGGUUCUACACCAAAACCCGCCGGAUUAAUUUCCCUGCCACCGACUAAUGAUUCUUGUGCUCCUCUCUUCUCCGACAAACCCCCUGCUUGUCGGGUCCUUUUGAUUGUUCUGUCUUGGCUCUGGGAGUUUCAUUUGAUUUAUUUUUUUCUGGCUUUGAUCUAAUUUAAAUUUUUUUCCUCACCUUCUCUGUGCGUUGGUCCAUCAUCCACACCUGGUUGCUCUCUCUCCCCUUCUUUUCCAUCCUCUUUGGUUUGUUUGUUUAUUUA